Messenger RNA from Arctia plantaginis, 1035 nucleotides. Lineage: Eukaryota; Metazoa; Arthropoda; Insecta; Lepidoptera; Erebidae. The record is from the annotation of a GenBank genome assembly.
AUGUUCGCUAGCAUUAAGUUACUAACUUCAGGCAAUGUCUUCAUUGGAGCCAAGAUCUUCUCUGUUACCUCUCAGAGAAACUACAAAGUGGCGGUAGUGGGUGCCUCCGGCGGUAUCGGCCAGCCCCUCAGUUUACUACUGAAGUUAAACAGCCUCGUCUCUCACUUGGCUCUCCAUGACAUCGCACCCAUUACCCCUGGUGUAGCCGUUGACUUGUCUCACAUUAACACACCAUGCAGAGUCACAUCGCACAAGGGUCCAGAACAACUUGCUGAGGCGAUUAGAUGUGCCAGCGUAGUAGUGAUUCCGGCCGGAAUACCUCGGAAGCCGGGUAUGUCGCGAGACGAUCUCUUUAAAACAAAUGCGGGUUUGAUACGGGAUAUAGCAAAAGCGGUCGCACGGAACUGUCCUCAAGCUAUCCUAGCUAUCGUUACAAAUCCUGUUAACUCAACAGUGCCGGUCGCUGCAGAAAUUUUAAGAAUAGAAGGUGCAUAUGACGGAAGGCGGGUGAUGGGUGUGACCACAUUGGACGUCGUCCGAUCCUGUACAUUCAUUGGCGAACUGAAUGGGGUAGACCCUACACUCGUGUCCGUACCAGUGAUCGGUGGCCAUUCUGGGAGUACCAUUAUUCCCUUGUUCAGUCAAUCCUCUCCCAUACCUAACGUAUGCAGCCUGGCAGAUAUAAGAGCACUGACUACAAGGGUUCAGGAAGCGGGCAGCGAGGUUGUGCAGGCGAAAGCUGGCGGCGGUUCAGCUACUCUGUCUAUGGCGUUUGCAGCGGCGAAGUUCACUUCAUCAGUACUCAGGGCUCUAUCUGGUGAAAAGAAUAUCGUGGAAUGCGCAUAUGUGGCGUCCGGUUUGUGCGCACCAGCAUUCUUCGCUAACCCUGUGCUACUUGGCCAGUAUGGUGUGGAAAGAAAUCUAGGAUUUAACUGUAUUAGCCCCUUCGAAACGGAAAUAUUAAGAAAUGCAAUGCCAGAGCUCCUAAAGAAUAUACAAACCGGUUAUGAAUUUGUAUAUCGUAGAAAUAGGUAA